AUGCGUUCUUUUCCUCUUUUCUUCACCGCUGCCGCGGCUGGUCUCGCAAGUGCUUCCAGCUGGGAGUCCGAUGUCACCGUCACGGCCACCUCUACACGAACUCACACGAUCUGCCCGGUAACGCAAGCCCUCACAUGCGACGCUUCGGGCCCCACGGAUGUGGGCGCGGGUAAUGGCUGGCACCCUGGUCAUGGAGACAACGGCGCCGAGGACGUAUGGGCCUCCUUAUGGGAUGCACAGAAAUCGAAAUAUGGUAUUGGAAACAACUGGAACACGGCCACUGCGACCGGCGCCCGUCCGGACAAUGGCUGGGGAAACGGAGGCCAUGGAGGCCAUGGUUCUACCCCAUCCACGUCAGCGGAAGGUACGGGUCCUACGGGUGGAACUGGUACUUCUGGGUCGGGAUCCGGUCCUAGCAGCAGCUACAGCUACACCAGUCCGACCACCAGCGGUGGUUACGUCCCAACCUCGUCAUCCAGCCCAACCACAUCGGCUUCGCAAACCACAAGCUCUGGCGCGUGCCCAACUUAUACGCCUCCUCAAAAUGCUACGGAUGAUUACUGCAACUCGGCCGCUGAUCGAUCUGUUUGGUGCGACAACAAGGAUAUCAACAGUGACUACUACAGCGACUACACUACUGGUGUUACGCGCAAAUACACCUUGACAAUCACCAACACCACAUUGGUGUUUGAUGGAACUGGCCCCAAGCUCGCUCUCGCUAUUAAUGGCCAAGUCCCAGGGCCUGUGAUUGAGGCUAACUGGGGUGACAUGGUCGAGAUCGAAGUCAUCAACCAGCUGCAAGACAACAGCACGACAAUUCACUGGCAUGGUAUUCGCCAACUUAACACCAAUGAUCAAGAUGGUGUUCCGGGUGUUACGGAGUGCGGUAUCGCCGGAAACGGUGGCAGCCGCACCUACAAAUGGCACGCAAGCUCCUACGGAACUUCCUGGUACCACAGCCAUACUUUUGCCCAAUAUGGUGAUGGUAUCCGUGGACCUAUCGUUAUCCAUGGCCCUGCGACUGCAGACUACGACUAUGACAUGGGCACAGUUAUGAUUGAUGACACUUUCCCGAUUACCGCUGCUGCUAUGGCAUCUCGUAUUGCACACGUCGGACCUGGUGGCUCGUUCAACACCCUGUUCAACGGUAUGAACAAGAACCCUGAUGGAACUGGUCCUGGUGGUACUCCUUUCUCGUGGGGUGUCAAGCCUUGCAAGAAGCAUUUGUUCCGUAUCAUCAACAGCUCCGCUCAAAACAGCUACAUCGUUGGUUUUGAUAAUCACACAAUGACUGUCAUUGCCGCUGAUUUCGUACCCAUUGUGCCCUACACGACCACCACCCUCAACAUUGCAACCGGUCAGCGAUACGAUGUCAUCGUUCAAAUGGACCAAGCACCAAGCAGUUACUAUGUCCGCGCCGUCAUUCAAACCGGAUGUCCUUCAGGUGGUGCCAACUCUGGUUUGGGAACAGCUAACGCCAUCAUUAACUACGAAAAUGCUACCCCUGUCACUCCAGUCAUUUCGACCUCCAUCACCAAUGUCACAGCCAACAUCUGUCAAGAUGAGCCUCUUGCUUCGUUGGUACCUUGGCUCGAAAAACCAGCCGGCACUGUAACUGCAUUCCAGGGCUCCGCUUCCACCAUUCCUGCUGGGUCCGUUACCUCGGUUGCUACCAACGACGACGGAACCGUCUUCCAAUGGUACAUCAACAACGCUGUCAUCAAUGUCAACUACAGCCAACCUACUCUCAAGACUCUAGCUCAAGGUUCAAACAGCAGUCUGAUCAGCAACCCUGUUGUUCUCAACCAAGCCAACCAGUGGGUCUACUUUGUCAUCCAGAACCAGUUCUUUGCGUCUCACCCUAUGCACGUUCACGGUCACGACGUCUCCGUUCUAGGCACCGGCACCGGCACUUUUACUUCUGACCUGGUCAGCUCUCUCAACUUUGAUAACCCCACGCGUCGUGACACAGUCAUGUUGCAAGGGUCUCCUGGUCCUGGCUUCCCUGCAGGUUAUACUGUCAUUGGUUUUGAGACUGACAACCCUGGCGCCUGGCUCAUGCAUUGUCACAUCUCAUGGCAUGUGGAUGGUGGUCUCGCUCUUCAGUUCGUUGAACGACCUGAUGACAUCCCGGCAACGUCAUAUGUUGACGCAUCAUUCGAGGAUGAGUGCUCCGCCCUGUCUGCCUACGAUGCGGCCAGUCCUCAAGGUGCUAAGUUGUCUGGUCAGUCCGGUCUCAAAGCCCGUGGAUACUCGGAUGAGUUGGAUAUUGAGAUCUUCCGUCCGGAUGCGAAGAUCGACAUAAACAAGUACCGCAAGCGAUACUCCCACCGUCGACUUCAUUAG
This is a messenger RNA of Fonsecaea erecta, 2346 nucleotides long. RefSeq lists its product as hypothetical. Gene Ontology annotation, molecular function: copper ion binding; oxidoreductase activity. Bases 1 to 2346 code for a protein of 781 amino acids. The transcript is spliced from 3 exons. The record is from RefSeq and is a predicted model, not a curated record. Lineage: Eukaryota; Fungi; Ascomycota; Eurotiomycetes; Chaetothyriales; Herpotrichiellaceae.